AUGGCUGAAUAUUUAGCCUCUAUAUUUGGUACAGAAAAAGACAAAGUUAACUGUUCAUUUUAUUUCAAAAUUGGUGCAUGUAGACAUGGUGAAAGAUGUUCACGUGUACAUAAUAAACCAACAUUUAGCCAGACAAUUAUUAUGAAAAAUCUUUAUUUAAAUCCAUCGAACGGUGCAAAAACAGCUGAUCAAUCUGUUUCUAUAGUUGAUUCUCUUGGUAAUGGAUGGACAGAGGAAGAUGUCCAAGAACAUUAUGAUGAAUUUUAUGAAGAAGUGUUUUGUGAAAUUGAAGAUAAAUACGGUGAAAUUGAAGAAAUGAAUAUAUGCGAUAAUUUAGGAGAACAUUUAGUUGGCAAUAUUUACGUUAAGUUUCGUUACGAAAAAGACGCUGAAAGAGCUGUAAAGGAUUUAAAUAACCGAUGGUUUUCAGAAAAGCCUAUUUAUGCUGAGUUAUCUCCAGUCACAGAUUUUAAAGAAGCAAGUUGUCGACAGUAUGAAUUAGGAGAAUGUCAUCGAUCUGGAUUCUGUAAUUUUAUGCAUAUCAAACAGAUAAGUCCUGAUUUGAAGAAACGAUUACGUGACAGGCGAACACGACGCUCAUCAAGAUCGAGAAGUCGUUCACGAGAACGUCGAAAUGCCAAUUCCAAUACCAAUAAUGGCAACAAUAAUAUGAAUAAUAACAGACGACGAUGA
Didymodactylos carnosus is the source of this 693-nucleotide messenger RNA. Lineage: Eukaryota; Metazoa; Rotifera; Eurotatoria; Philodinida; Philodinidae. The record is from the annotation of a GenBank genome assembly.